Chelmon rostratus (copperband butterflyfish) is the source of this 4271-nucleotide messenger RNA. It is a transcript of the gene il6st, whose product is annotated as interleukin 6 cytokine family signal transduce. The transcript has 16 exons. Gene Ontology annotation, molecular function: cytokine binding; cytokine receptor activity. Lineage: Eukaryota; Metazoa; Chordata; Actinopteri; Chaetodontiformes; Chaetodontidae. The record is from RefSeq and is a predicted model, not a curated record. Gene Ontology annotation, biological process: cytokine-mediated signaling pathway. The coding region runs from base 178 to 2892 and encodes 904 amino acids. Gene Ontology annotation, cellular component: external side of plasma membrane; membrane; signaling receptor complex.
GACGGGAAGUGGGUGGUACUAAGUCAGAACCACUGGCACGGACGUGAUACAAAUAAUAGCUAAACUUCCUUUACCUUGUUUUGGCAAAUGUUCGGUUUUAGUCCCAUAAAAAAUGGUAUUGAUCUAGCAAAGAUUGUAGCACGGACCAAAACUGACUCCAGUUAGCCAGUCGUCAUCAUGGUGUCUGCGAGAGUGCUCCAGCUGUUGGUGUUAGCUUGCCUUGCCUCUGCUCGACCUGCAAGAGGAGAGAAUGACAACCAUUUGGUCAUAGCCCCACAGUCUCCAAUACUAGAGAUUGGGACUAACUUCACAGCUACAUGCAUGAUCAUCAACACACCUGAAGUUACUGCAGAUGACCUCUACUGGAAUCUGUCUAAGACGACUAUAUCCAAAGGACAGUACACCAAGAUCAGCAGAUCAGCUCUCAAUGUCACCAUCCCCAUCACCGGCGAAGAGCAUGAAUGGUUAUUUUGCCUCUGCAAGAAAGUGUCACCCUAUGUUAUCCUGAACGAAGGCAAAUUUAUUCACGGGAUCAUCCUCAAAAAAGGCUAUCGUCCAGAGAAGCCUGAGAAUCUGUCCUGUGUGGCGGUUCAGGUCAAAACGUCCAUCUCUCCCAACAUCAGCUGUGAGUGGGAACCAGCAGGACCUCAAACCACAGAUGUACCUACAACAUACACGUUGAAUGUUAACAUCAUCUCCGGUCCGGCCAAUUAUGUGCAGACGCCUCUAAACCAUGCAGAAGUGCCUCUGGAAAUUUACCCCAAUCAUAUGACACUAGAGAUCUGGGUGGAGGCAAAAAAUGAUCUUGGAAAAACAGAGUCUGAGCACCUGAAAGAAGAUGCUGGCUGGUUUGUAAAAACAAACCCUCCAUCAAAUGUCAGAAUCAUUUCAGAGAAGAGUUUUCCCACCUCCCUUCUCAUAAACUGGAUUCAUCCUAUUGUUGAAGAAUAUCUGAAAUUAACAUAUCAAAUCAGAUUCUGCCCAGAUGGAUCUCAUAGUUGGACUUAUGUACCUCUUGUGGACACUGCCAAGUACAUACAGUCCUUCAGGCUACAGAACCUUCAGCCAGACACAGUUUAUGUCACUCAAGUGCGCUGCAAAAAUGCUAGAGAAGGCCACGGUUACUGGAGCGACUGGAGUGCCAACGCUACCAAGAGAACACCAGAGGCCCGACCAACGAGUAAACCGGACUUAUGGAAAAUCAUUACUGAGGGUGAUGGCAUGAAUGAACGACAAGUGGAGUUUAUUUGUAAGGAUCCUGUGUUUGCCAACGGCAGGAUAACAAGAUUCGACAUAAAGAUUCUGGACCUAAAGGAUAAAGUCAAGAAUGGAAGUUUGGAGUCGGAGAGUAUCCCGGUCAACAGGUCGGAGGCAGACAGCCGCUCUGGCCGUCAGAAGAUCACUGCCCUUAAACAGAUUCACCUGCCUGACGAUAAAUCCGUUCAAGUGUUUGUCGCCGCCGUCAAUUCUGUGGGGUCAUCUGCUGAAGCAUCGCUAGUCAUCCCUGAAAAAGCGUAUGAGUUCCCACCAGUGGAAGAGCUGAAGGUGUGGCCGCAUGAAGGCCAGCUGUGGCUGGAAUGGAAAUCCCCCAAGAAUAUAGCUGUGUCAGAGUAUGUGGUGGAGUGGUUCCCUGGUGAUCCAAUAGACUGGCAGAGGGAGAACAGAAGCACCACACUCACUGCCAUUAAAGGCAACCUUAAGAAGUUUGUUUGCUACAAUAUAUCUGUGUAUCCAAUAUACUAUGGAAGGACUGGGAAGCCAGCAAGUGUAGAAGCCUUUCUGGAGCAACGAGCACCGUUGGAAGGCCCGACUGUCAGACUGAACGGUAAACCAGGACGUAAUGAGGCCGAGCUGGUGUGGACCGAGAUUCCCCAACAGAGCCGACAAGGCUUCAUUACAAACUACACCAUAUUCUACGCUAGCGGGACUAAAAUACAUAACAAAACAGUGCCAGCUAAUGUCACGUCAUACACUCUGACGUCACUGUCAGGCAACACCAAGUAUGACGCGUGGGUCAGGGCUUCAACCAUCCAAGGCUCCACCAGAGGCUCUAAUCACUCAUUCACUACUCUGAAAUAUGCAUCAGGAGAGAUCGAGGGCAUCGUGGUAGGAGUGAGCCUGGGCUUCCUCUUUAUUGUCGUUAUGAUCAUGUUGCUCUGUAUCAACAAAAAAGAUGUCAUCAAGAAGAAGUUUUGGCCUCAGAUUCCAAACCCUGGAGAGAGCACCAUUGGAAACUGGUCUCCUGAUUAUCCUUUGAAAGCAGAGACCCCGAAGGAGAACUGUCUGUCUGGCAUCAGCGUGCUCGAUGUGGACGUUUGUGAUGCAAAGUGCGUGUUUGAAGAGGACAAGGCCAGUCUGCCUCUGAAGAAGGACAAGUAUCUGUCGGAGGAGCACAGCAGCGGUAUUGGCGGCUCCUCCUGCAUGUCUUCCCCUCGCCAGAGUGUGUCCGACAGCGACGAGGGCGGCGACAUGGCCGACACCACGGCCAGCACCGUUCAGUACUCCUCGGUGGUGGCCUCCAAUGGCUACAAGGGUCAGACCCCGAGCUCCCAACCCCAGCAGGCCAUUUUUUCACGGUCCGAGUCCACGCAGCCCCUGCUGGAUUCUGAGGAGAACCCAGACAUGUUUCUGCAGGAGGGCAGCAGACAGUCCCAGCGAUUCCCACGACAGCCCUGCUUUACACACUCUGCACGGAACCAAGACAGCACUGACGCUGCUGACUUCAACCAGCUGGAGAUGGAGCAGCAGGAGGUGCUGGAGCCUCUGGACUUCUGUCCUCUGGAAGAGGACUCUGAGCAGACAACGCCUACAGAUGGCCAGUCAGCUGACUGGCCACCAGCAGCGGCAGUCUCCAGCUACAUGCCUCAGCUGGGUGGCUACAGGCCACAGUAAAAACAGACAGACCUAAAUGUGUUAUCUAUGUGAAUGAUUCUGUGCCUUUUGUUAAUGUCAAAUGUUCAUUUCAAGCAGUGAAGAAGAUUGUACCUGUAUAUCUUUUGCACUUAACCAAGUAUGAACAGGAUGCGUUGGAGCGUACUCUAAUGUGCAAUGUGAAUUAGAGCUCAGCCUGAAGCAGUAGUUUGCUAGCUUGGCACUCACACAUAAAAAUUUCACAGCCAUAUCUUUAUAGCAAAAUAAAGCCCAAAACCUACGCGACACACGUAUGUGAGCACUUUGAGCUACUCUGUAAAUGUCACACUCUGAACAUGACAUGUGUGAGCCACAGUUUCAGGAGUGCUGGGCAGCAGGCAGCUUCAGGUUGAAGCCAUCUUUCAUGUGUGCUUCUGUUUCUGUCUCAGCACUCUCUGACUGUGGCGCUCUCUUGUGGAGGUGUUCUGCCUCUGCAGGGAUGUUACAUUAAGUUACCCUGACAUUGUCAUUUAACGCACAGAGUAUGUUUUCAGCUCAAGUGUAUGCACAGUACAUGAAUGCAAUCAAGUAAGAAAAACGAAGACUGACACAUACAUGAUCCCAGUGCAUGUUCAAUGAACAAAGUUAACUUUAAAGGCCUUCGAAUGGAAAUGAAAGGAAAUGUAAAAAUCCAGUACGUAUCAAUCAGAGUAAUGCACAGUUUCUAGCUCAAAUGGCUUCAUUUAAUUUAAGGAACAAUCCACUGCUUUUGUACAUCUUUAAUGACAUUUUUAAUGUUCAUCUCAUUUAUAGAAGCGAGCAUGAUUCCGUUACAGCCAGCAGUGGCCGACGUGAAUAAUCAUCUUAAGAUGGACUUUCAGUAUUCACCCCAGCCUGUGUCAGAGCGAGCAUUACCUCUUCAAUUCUUCUUAUCUUACAAUGCUCAAAUACAAUAUUGAAUGUACUUUCACCAUAAACAGCUAUCCUGUGCUUGUCACUCUGAUAACCCUCUGAUCCCAGUUACUGAGGAUAGCGUGGACUUCAUAUGUCAGCUCGAUGCUCUCCAGUAAACACAUGAAAAAACAAUAGAUUCCUGACAUACAGCUUUCAGUAAUCGCUGGAAACGGCCUUCGUCUUAACGGCUUGCCUAGCUGCUCUGAAUUGUUUCAUGGAUUGCAGAGUUCUUCUCCAUGCGAAGGCAAAAACGAGCAUGAAACAUCUGUGGGAUGAAGUAACUGUCACAUGAAUGACAAGGACAAUUGCUGACUUAAUGUGGUGUUAACUUUUUUCAAAACACUAUUUUUCAGUGUGAACUGUUGAAGAGGUCACAUAUUUCAUAACCUGCCGACAAAGGUUAAGGGUUUCUCUGUGUACGCUGUAAAUGGCUUUCGUUAUUAACCGUGAAAUAAAUGUUUCCAGAU